Molecule: messenger RNA, 332 nt
Organism: Staurois parvus
Lineage: Eukaryota; Metazoa; Chordata; Amphibia; Anura; Ranidae
Source: the annotation of a GenBank genome assembly
UGAUCAGCUGUGUCCAAUCACAGCUGAUCACAUAGGAGAGCCGGUAAUCUGCUUUCCGCGAAGGAGACAUGUACACUGAUCAUCAGGGCACUGAUGAUCAGUGUGCUCUGAUGAUCAGUGUGGCCCCAGAAGUGCCACCUCUGUGUCCAUCAGUGCCAGCAGUCAGUGCUCAUCAGUGCCAUGUGCCAGUGCAUACCAGUGCACAUCAAUGCCACAUAUCAGUGCCCAUCUGAGCUGCCUUUCAAUGUCACCCAUCCGUGCCAGUCAGUGCCACCUAUCAAUGCCAAUCAGUGCCACCUAUCAGUGCUGCCAAACAGUGCCACCUAUCAGUG